UUGCAAUGAACCACAAUGGAGAAGAAGUAGGAAAUCUUACGUACUCUGGAUUGUAAUUUGAAUAUAGCUUUAAGAUUUAUGAUUAACGUAUUAAACUCGCAGUUAUAAAAAAUUGGUGUUUAAACGCGUUGUUGUAGUCUGACAAGCUAGUUGUCAGAUACUGCCGCUUUCCAAUGUUUUGAACAAGGAAAUAAUCUCAGGCUAACGUUAUGUAGCUAAUCUCAUUUAUUUGUCGGAAACUCGGCUAUCAUUUCAGUGUUACAAGUCCCACAAACAGGUAUGACCGAAUACAAGCUGGUGGUCGUCGGAGCUGGAGGUGUGGGGAAGAGUGCCCUCACCAUCCAGCUCAUCCAGAACCACUUCGUGGACGAGUACGAUCCCACCAUCGAGGACUCGUACAGAAAACAGGUGGUGAUCGAUGGAGAGACGUGCCUGCUGGACAUCCUGGACACUGCAGGUCAGGAGGAGUACAGCGCCAUGAGGGACCAGUAUAUGAGGACAGGGGAGGGCUUCCUCUGUGUGUUUGCUAUCAACAACACCAAAUCGUUUGAGGACGUUCACCUUUACAGAGAGCAGAUCAACAGGGUGAAAGACAGCGACAACGUCCCCAUGGUGCUGGUGGGCAACAAGAGCGACCUGAGCACUCGCACGGUGGAGACCCGGCAGGCGCAGGAGCUGGCACGAAGCUAUGGGGUGCCGUUUGUCGAGACUUCUGCCAAAACCAGACAGGGCGUAGAGGAAGCGUUCUACUCUCUAGUGCGGGAGAUUAGGAGAUAUAAAGAGACCAACCGGAGCAACAAGAAGAGCAAGAAGAACAAUCAGAGACGUUGCAUCAUACUAUAGCACACACACACACACACACAUAAUGACACGGCAUCCCUGAGAGCAUUUGUUUUACUACUCUGAAGAUGUCCAGUUGCUCUGGACAUUGUGGCAAAUGUGGCAAAACCCCUUUCUUUUUUUUCUUUUCUUUUAAAUGAACGAUGGUUCUUUACAUUUAUUCAUCCACUUUGCACUUUGCAGGGUCAGGCCAGGUGAUGAGCUCAGUCCAAAUUCCCCUAGAUUUUAUUGGGUCUUAAUCCUCCACACAAGUUCAGUGUUUCUGUUUGUAAUAGAACAAAUUUCCUGUAGAGACAUUUCGUCUUCAGGUAAAAAGUUCACUUUUCUAAACAUUAGAUGUCCUUUUAAUGAAACACAGCAGCAUUAUGUUUGUCCUUACAAACACUGACCGAAAAUUAGUUUAGUUUAAGAUUUUUUUUUGUAUAACAAAGCCUAAAAGAACUGCGGUCCAGAUUCACGCUCAUCUUUUCUGUAUUCAUGAAAGAGUUUACGGUUACUUAGUGCCACUUUAAAAGUUUAACUCAGGAAUUUUUAUCAGGCACUGACUAACCACAAAGCUUCACUUGACGUUUAAUACGUCACCGCUUUUGUUUUCUUGUGGUCUCAGAUUCUCACGUUUUAUUUAACAUUCUGCUUUUAAUGCAGAUCUCACUCAGUGUUGGUGGUUGUUGCAGUAAUAAUUCAUUGUGUCCACAUUGUUACGCCACUAUUUCACAUUAGUUUGUUGUAUUACCUAUUUAACACAACCAUUGGACGUGAUGCUGGACGGUUUGGGAAACUUUUUAGAACACGAAUCAUUCUAAACAUAAUGGAUUGUUAGUUUUCUAUUUUUGUAGAAACACUGCAAGCAUUUUCCAGUGUAAAAACAAGCAUCUGUAAUAAUAAAAGGCUGUAUGCACACUUAAUAAAAACAUGUCUUGUGUUCA
This is a messenger RNA of Austrofundulus limnaeus, 1766 nucleotides long. RefSeq names its product zgc:55558. Gene Ontology annotation, cellular component: membrane. The transcript is spliced from 5 exons. Bases 280 to 843 code for a protein of 187 amino acids. The record is from RefSeq and is a predicted model, not a curated record. Gene Ontology annotation, molecular function: GTP binding; GTPase activity. Gene Ontology annotation, biological process: signal transduction. Lineage: Eukaryota; Metazoa; Chordata; Actinopteri; Cyprinodontiformes; Rivulidae.